Messenger RNA from Electrophorus electricus (electric eel), 4139 nucleotides. NCBI's taxonomy places the organism in Eukaryota, Metazoa, Chordata, Actinopteri, Gymnotiformes, Gymnotidae. The record is from RefSeq and is a predicted model, not a curated record.
GAGAGAGAGACAGAGGGACAGAGGGGCUCAGGGAGGUUUCCACAUCUCGAGCACUACCACGGUCCUCAUCGACCCAGAGGCACGCAGUGGCCAGCGAGGACAGAAAGCUGUAGGACAGGAUGGCAGGCAAGGUGCUGGCUGGACUGGCUGUGCUGCUGGGGUUUGUGGGACAGGCUCUGAGCGGCACCCCACUGAGGCAAGAUGGCUUGAACCCAGAUGUGCUGUAUCCAUGGCGAGCGAAAAGUGCCGGUCUGGGCCGGGUGAAGAGGGACUGGAUCAUUCCACCCAUCCGGGUGUCUGAGAACAGCAAGCAUGUUCCUGAGUACCUGGUCCAGAUUAAAUCGGACAAGGUCUUCAGUGGCGAGGUGAUCUACAAGCUGGAGGGUCCUGGGGUCAACCAGGAGCCCAAGAACCUCUUCGAAAUCGAAGAUAAAACCGGAUGGAUCAAGAGCAUGAUGCCCCUGGACAGAGAGAAACACAAUCGCUUCACGGUAAAAGCCUUUGCUCUUUCCCUGAGUGGAGAGCGUCUGGAAAACCCGACCACCAUACAAAUCUACGUACUGGAUCAAAAUGACAACAGACCAAAAUUUAUCCAAGAGGAGUUCAUUGGCUAUGUGCCUGAAUUCUCCAUCCCGGGCACUUCGGUGCUCACAGUGGCCGCGCUGGAUGCCGACGACCCCUCGACAGACAACGCUGCGCUGAGCUACACCAUCACUGCGCAGGAGAGCUUCCCGCGGUACAGCAUCAACAAGACGAUGUUUGGCAUCAAUAAUGAAACAGGGGUGAUCUACACCCGAGAUGUGGGCUUGGACCGAGAUGUGGUGCAGUCCUUUCUGCUGACUCUGCAGGUGGCAGACAUGUCUGGACUGGGCCUCACCAGCAGAGGCAAAGCCAUCAUCCACAUCCGUGACAUCAACAACCACGCGCCGCAGUUCCAUCCUGACACGUACAGUAUGUUUGCUAUGGAGAACAAGGUGGGCGAGGAUCUGGGCAGAGUAAAUGCUACAGACAAGGAUGAGCAGAAUGGAGAGAACUGGAGGAUCACUUAUUCCAUAAUAAGGGGGGACUCUGCUGGGAACUUUGCCAUCCGAACUGAGCCGAACACCAACGAGGGUAUAAUCUCAGUGGAAAAGCCCUUGGACUUUGAGUCUCGGGCAGAAUACCGACUCACAGUGAGAGCAGACAAUGACGUUCCUCUCAGUGUCAGGGCUGCAUCCGAACAGGCUCACACUGCUACAGUCAGCAUCAGGGUUCUGAAUGAAAAUGAGGCGCCCCGAUUCUAUAGGAACCCCAUAGAGGUGGCAAUUCCAGAGUCCACUGCCCCAGACACUGUCCUGGUGUCGGACAUCGCCCACGACCCUGACAAUGCUAAGCUCAGGUUUGAAAUCAUUCAGGAUCCUGAGAGGUGGCUGAUGAUCAACCAUGAAACAGGCGAGAUCCGAGCCAGAAAGGCUUUCAACAUCCGCUCUCCAUAUGUGAGGAACAACAAGUACAUGGCCGUGGUUAAGGUCACCGACCUGGACACGGGAGGAGUUUCUGCUAGAGCCUCCCUGGUGAUCACACUGUGGGAGACCAACGACUUCCCCCCUGUUCUGGUUCCUCUGAGCGGCACCGUCUGCAGAGACAGAACCUCAGACCUGACCCAGAUGGGUCUGCUGCUCAGCGCCAUGGACCAGGACCUGACCCCUCAUGCUGACCCUUUCACCUUUGCCCUGGCUGACGCAGACAUAGCUGCCAAUUGGACCGUCAUACCACUUAAUGAGACCCAUGCAGUGCUGCAGCCGCUGAUAGACAUACACUGGGGUGAGUUCUUUGUGCCCAUCACAGUGUCCGACUCGGGCUCCCCUGCCCGCUCCUCCAGUGCCCUGGUCAACGUCACCGUGUGCCCGUGCGACAGGGCCGGGGGGUGCACGACCAUGGCAGCCGCUGCCAUUUUUGGGGCACGAGUGGGCAUCAGCUUCAUCGCCCUCAUAAUAAUCACGGCCAGCGCAACCCUUCUGCUCUUACUGCUUCUCCUGGCCAUGGCUGUGAGGGGCUGCACCAGCCACAGUGUGCGGAAGGGAGGCGGCCUCCUGGUUUGUGAAUCAGACGACGACGUGCGAGACAACGUCUUCAACUACAAUGAGCAGGGUGGUGGGGAGGAAGACGAGGACGCGUUCAACAUUGAUCUUCUGAGGUCACGCAGUGACAUGGUUCCUUUCCCUGAAACUUUCAACCAACCAGGCUCUGGCCUGCCCAAACGGAAGCAGCCACUCAGGAAAGAUGCACCGUAUGAUCUCCCCUCGCCCAGGUAUCCACGGAAACCCCCAGCAGACCCCACUAACAUCGAGGACUUCAUCAAUGAUGGUUUGGACAUCGCAGACAAUGACCCCAACGUGCCGCCGUACGACACGGCCCUGAUCUAUGACUAUGAAGGAGACGGUUCCCUGGCAGGCAGCCUGAGCUCCAUUGCCUCCAUCGGCUCAGACGAGGACCAGGACUACGACUACCUCAACGACUGGGGGCCACGCUUCAAGAAACUGGCUAACAUGUACGAGCCACGCUAGUGACCAGGCCCCUCCACCUAUACUGAGCUCACCCCUAGAGCUCGCAGUCAAACAUUGUUCUGAUUGUUACCACAACCUCUAGGAACAACUUAGUUUCAACAUUCCCCAUCCAACAAGGUUUGGGGUUGCUGACGUCGCCUCCUACUGGUGAGGAUGGGAAGGAUCUGUAAAUCAUUGAUCAAGGUAAUGGUAGCUAUAGUCAACAUUGAUCUUCUGAGGGUUCCCAGUGACAUGGUCCCUCCCCUUGAACCCUUCAGCCAACCAGGCUCUGGCCUGCCAAAUCCGAAGUAGCCACUCAGGAAAUAUAAUCCCAGUUUUGAGCUCAUUACAUUCUCCUUGUGUGUUUUCCUGCGAAAGGUUGCCAUCGUCAUGCCAGAGACUCUGAGCUGUUUUUCUCUCUCUGUGUGGUCUCAAAUCAGUGGGCUACUUUACUGGUCUGAAGUGAUGAAAGGCCAUGAACACAGGAGUAUAAAACGUACACCGCAACAACAGUAGACAGUGCAACAGUGCCUCAGCAAACACUAAUAAGAGAUAGGGUAUGGUAUUCUAACAAGCUCUAUUAAACAGGAGAAAUGAAGACAUUGUAGGGUGAGCACUAAUUUGAGUGUUAUCUCUAGUAUGUCCAUUUGUAGUCUUAGCACAGGAGACCUCAAACACAGCUGACCCAAAUGAAAAUGAUCAGUAGCACUUUACGGUUGCACAGCCAGUGUAGAUAACCACAAGCAAUUUCUUUCAUGAAUGUCUAUAUAGUAUUUAUGAGCAGGCUAUGUACGUACCAUGAAUGUAAUAUAAAAUCCUUAAGAAGUAACCUUCAGAUGAUGUUUUGCUUUAUUAGAAUAUCAAUUCAAUCAGGAGUGUUACAUUAAAUGUGAAAUACAAAAACUGUGACUGACAGCUACCAUUCUGACAGUAAUACAGAUCCUAUCCUGUUUGAGUAACCAUAUCCAUACCACUGUGAUGCUUUAGGGAGAGUGGAACAUCACCCUUUCCUCACCAGGUAAAUAUGAAAUACGUGCCCCACACGAACACUUCUCAUUCCAAGAUGAGUGAGAAGAGUGUAAAAUUAAGUGCAGGCUUUCAUGAUUGCGUUUACUGCAGGAUCUAGAGAAAGUGAUUGAACGAAGGGGGUUGUGGGAUGUGUAGGAAUAACGAAAAGUAUGAACGUGCGCACUCUUAGUUGGAGAAGUCUGUUUAAAGACUGAGUGACAAAUAACAAGCGGAACAUUGUAAGUUGAAAUAUAUGAGUAAUUUUGUGAUGUUUUUUUAUAUUUACAACUUCCUUAAUUGUGUAUAUAUGUAGAUUUACAUUUAACUUUCUGAGGGAGCCAAAGAUUUGAUUUAAAGCUUCACCCAAACAUUACCUGAUGCCUUAAACCACUAUUCACAGGUGUAAACAGGGCUUUAGCCAGGACAGUUUGAUAUGUUGUUUUUGCUUUUAAGAACAUGGGAAACAUUUUAAUCACAGAUUCUAAUUCCUUUUUUAUUGUGUUGUUUGGAUUAUUUUUUACUAUAACCACUAUUUAUUUAAUAAGAAAACUGUUGAUGUUGCAUUUUGUAAAACUUUUUGGUUAAAAAUAAAAGAGCAGAAUGUUA